AUGGGGACGGCUGAGCUGCAUCGUCACGAUAGAUCGGAUCCGAAUUGCUGUGGAGGGCUGUGGGGAUCCAGCGGAGGACAAGUCUCCAACAGUUUCACAGGGGGUGUCACACUAGGCAAUACCAGACCAGGGCACAACGGCACUGCUCUAGUGGGACCGAAGUUCCGAACCCAAGAGGGCUCCGUAAAAGGGUUGGAGUUCUUGCAUAACUUUGAGAAGUCCCCAUGGUCUUGGCCAGAAAGGUUUCAACCUGCCCUGCUUGCCUCCAGACUCACUUGUCCCAGAAUUGUCAAAGCUAUAAGGGCUUCUAGUUACUCAUGCAAGAAUCAUUGCCAAUGA
Molecule: messenger RNA, 339 nt
Organism: Puccinia graminis f. sp. tritici CRL 75-36-700-3
Lineage: Eukaryota; Fungi; Basidiomycota; Pucciniomycetes; Pucciniales; Pucciniaceae
Exons: 2
Coding region: 1-339 (112 amino acids)
Source: RefSeq, a predicted model, not a curated record